UGUGUAUGCUUUUUUUGGCUCUUAUACUCUUACAAAAGGAAAGAAAUUAGGGGGGUGUACGUGUGAAUGGAAGACUCCCCACACUGCGCACACAAAUUGAAUUGAUUCCUCACGGAUCCAUCCGCCACCUUCGCAACUCCAUUCGGUCCCCACUAAAAAGGACCCCUCUCAGUCCACACUCAUCCUCCUCCUUCACCACUAAACAAGACCUUCAACUCCUCCUCCUCCUCCUGACGUGUUAGAGAGACAUGGAGGUCUCGAGACAAGGGAUUGUUUCGGUCAUGGCGGUAGCUUUGUGGAUCCAAAUCAUGAGCGCAUGCUCUGCGGUGGAGGCUACCAUUAGCAGAGGGAGCUUCCCGAAGGGUUUUGUCUUCGGCACUGCCUCUUCGGCCUUCCAGUACGAAGGAGCAGUCAAUGAGGAUGGGAGGGGACUCACAGUGUGGGACACUUUCGCCCAUAAAUCUGGUAAGAUAUCCGAUUUUAGUAAUGCGGACGUUGCUGUGGAUCAGUAUCACCGCUACGAAGAGGACAUUCAACUCAUGAAAGACCUGGGAAUGGAUGCCUAUAGAUUUUCAAUUGCUUGGUCCCGUAUAUUCCCCAAUGGAAGUGGAGAAAUCAAUGAAGCCGGAGUCAACCAUUACAACAAGUUCAUCGAUGCAUUACUUGUGAAAGGAAUCGAGCCCUACGUGACCUUGUAUCAUUGGGAUCUCCCUCAAACCUUAGAAGAUAAAUAUUUGGGGUGGCUUAGCCCGGAGAUCAUAAAGGACUCCGUGACAUUUGCGGAGACUUGUUUUGAAAAGUUUGGGGACAGAGUGAAGCACUGGAUUACGUUCAACGAGCCCCACACGUUUGCCAUUCAAGGGUACGACGUGGGCCUACAGGCACCACCAGGCCGUUGUUCGGUCCUACGGCUCUUCUGCAGGGCCGGAAACUCGGCAUCUGAGCCUUACAUUGUCGCCCACAAUGUCCUCCUCUCUCAUGCAACUGCAGUCGAUAUUUACCGGAAGAAGUAUCAGCAAAAACAACAAGGGUCAGUCAGCAUGUCAUUCGAUGUGAUGUGGUUUGAACCUGCAACGAACUCAACUGAGGACAUCGAAGCAACUCAAAGAGCCCAAGACUUCCAGUUUGGCUGGCUUUUGGAUCCCUUGAUGUUUGGGGACUACCCGAGCUCGAUGAAGACUCGAGUGGGGAGCCGAUUGCCGAAGUUUUCCCAAUCCGAAUCUGCCCUUGUUAAAGGAUCAUUAGAUUUUGUGGGAAUCAAUCACUAUACAACAUACUAUGCUAAAGCCAGCAUAUCCAAUGCCUUCAAUGAUUCUCUUGAGGACUCUGGUGCCAUCACUCAACCAUUCAAAGCUGAUUUCAAGCCUAUUGGUGACAGCGCAAAUUCCAUAUGGCUGUACAUAGUACCCCGCUGUAUCAGGAGCUUAAUGAACUACAUCAAGACCAAGUACGAGAACCCUUCCGUCAUCAUCACCGAAAAUGGGAUGGAUGACCCGAACAACCUGCUAAUCUCAAUCAGAGAUGCAUUAAAGGACCAGAAAAGGAUCAAGUACCACAAUGACUAUCUCAUGAACUUACUGGCAGCGAUCAAGGAAGAUGGGUGCAAUGUGAAAGGAUACUUUGUAUGGUCACUGCUCGACAAUUGGGAAUGGGCUGCGGGUUACACUUCAAGGUUCGGUCUUUACUUCGUGGACUACAAGGACAAACUCAAGAGAUACCCAAAGGACUCGGUUCAAUGGUUUAAGAACUUCCUGGCUUCAACAUAAGAAGCAAUGUUGGGCCAUUCUAAAGAUGCUGUAGCUGUGAAUUUUUGUACACAAGUGAGUGCCUACAUAUACAGACGGGGGGAAGUGGCGGGACAUAAAAGGCAAAUUGAUGUAUGCUAUGCCUUUCUUGGUUCUUCUUCAACAUGCAGAAGAGUUAUCGACUUGGCUAAUUUCAUAUUGUUUGAUACUUCUUCUCCUUAAUUAAGGUCUCCAGUUCAAGUCUUUAAUUGAGAAACUCAACUAUUGAAAGAGCUGCAGUUUGGUAGACUGGAUAAAGAGGAGGAUAGGAUUCUGAAAUCCUAAUCUUACGUUUAGUUAUGACAGAAUAGGUUCGAGAUCGAGAUUUGUACGGAUAUAAUUAUUAAUGAGCUAAAUGCCAGGAGGCGAGUUUAGCGGAUA
This is a messenger RNA of Punica granatum (pomegranate), 2165 nucleotides long. NCBI's taxonomy places the organism in Eukaryota, Viridiplantae, Streptophyta, Magnoliopsida, Myrtales, Lythraceae. The record is from RefSeq and is a predicted model, not a curated record.